AUGAGGCUUCCGAGCACGCUCGCUGUGGCGAGCGAGCCUUCCCGCUUCACGCCGCUCGAGAGCUGGGACCUCGAGUCGGGCGGCUUCCGACCUCUCGCUCCGGGUCUGUGGCUCCUGCGUGGCGAGAGAAGCCACCUGCCCGAAGGCGCGUGCAGGCUGCUCCGGCCUGUAGCGAGGGCCGCAAGCCUCGAGCGGCUGCUGCGCUCAGCUGCCUCCUCCUCGCAGCAAAUCCCAGCGCGGUGGCGGCUCCGCUUCCUCGCCCGCGACGGCGGCAGAGCAGCGCCGCUCGCCGGUGGUCCGCGGUCGGAGAUGGCGGCCGAGGCGUCCGACAUCCUCUGCACCGCCGCGCGUGCUCUGCCGGGCGAGCCGGCGCUGCAAGGUCCAUCGCCGCUGCUCCUCCUCGUCCGCACUCCGCGGCUGUGGUACCUGGCUCUCGACGUCACCGUCUCGCGCCAGCGCAGCGAGGCGGAAGAGGCGUGGAGGCUUCGCCCGUACUCCUUCUGCUCCGCCACCGACCUCCGCCUCGCCCGCCUCGCCGUCUCUCUCGCCGCGGCGCACCGGGCGGCGGGCGACAAUGGGGCGCUGCUCGACCCCUGCUGCGGCUCGGGCGGCAUCCUCUUUGCCGCGCGGCUCGCCGGCUUGCGCGCGGUCGGCCUCGACAGGAACCCGACCGCGGUGGAGGGCGCGACGGCGAACAUGGCAGCGGUCGACGCGCUUCUGGAUGGCUCAAACGGCUCCGGUGGUGGUGGCGGCGGAUGCGGCGGCGGCGGCAGCGGCGGGAGCGGCGGCGGCGGCGGCGGCGGCGGGAGCGGCGGCGGCGGGAGCGGCGGCUCCUCCGUGCUCGAGCACGACUGCCGCAACCCGCUGCCGCGCGAGGCGGUCGUGUCCAACCUGCCGUGGGGCCGCAACACGCGGCUGCCGCACGCCGAGUACCUCUCCUCCCUCCUCGCCCCGCUCGCCAGCUCGCUGCCCGGCGCCACCUUCUGCCUCGUCACCGCCGAGCCGCUCGAGCCCGCCACUCUCGCCGCCACCAACCUCGCGCCGCGGCGGGUGGAGGCGGUGGGACGGCGCUGUGUCCUCUCGCUGCUCGAGCCGGCGGGCCCGGGGCAGGGAGCAGUGCCGGACGCGGCGGGGGCGAGGGUCGGGGCGGCAUCCGCGAGCGGCGGCGGCGGCGGCGGCGGCGACGCGGCCGAGCGGGGCGAGGUGCUCGUCGGGGGCGGGCUCCGGUCGGCGGCAGGUUCGCCCUCGCUGCGCGUCCGCCUCGUCGCGGGCGCGCUCAUCGAGAGAGGACUCGGUUUGGGGCAGAGUGAGUGGGAGAACUUUUCGGCGGUCGUGGAGGUCGUGGAGGUCGUUGAGUGGCGAGUCACGCUCGUGCGGACAGCAUCGAUGCCGGCGCCGGACGCGGCGGCGAGGCACACGGGCGCCGGCGUGGCGCGUCGGCAGGCCCACCACGAGCGGAUGCGCGACGAGCGCGCUCGGGAAGCGGCCGCGGGCGACGCGGAGCUUCCGCCGGAGGACGACGCGGUCGAGAUGGCGAGCGCCGUCCACGUGCUGGACAGCGUGGGGGAGCAAGGAGACGAAGGCGAAGGGCGGAAGCGAAAGCGCGAGGAUGCCAGGGCGGCGCUCGACGGCCACACUGUCCUGUCCACCGGAUCGCGCCUCGAGAUCUUCUGCGACAGCGAGCGGUGGUACCCUGCGACCGUCAUGGCGCGGGAGGAGGACGGGGACGGACGGAUCGUGCACGAGGUCGAGUACGGCGGCUACGGAUCGGCGGUGGCCGGCGCGGGCGCAGGCGGCGCUGCCGCAGACGGGGAUGGGGAUGCGGCGAUGGACCGCGCGGACGGCGAGCAGGGUGCCCGUGCCGCGGGCGCCGCCGAGGCGGCCGAGGUGCGGCCGGCGCCGCCUCCUGUGCGCCGGGGUGUGCGGCGCAGCGCGCUGGCGGACGCCCUCGAGGCGGAGGAUGACGAGCAGCAGGAGGAGGCGGUACACGGGUUCUCCGCAAAAUUCCCGGCAUUUUGA
Molecule: messenger RNA, 2019 nt
Organism: Emiliania huxleyi CCMP1516
Lineage: Eukaryota; Haptophyta; Isochrysidales; Noelaerhabdaceae
Exons: 5
Coding region: 1-2019 (672 amino acids)
Source: RefSeq, a predicted model, not a curated record